AUGGAGGAGACGGUGCGGACACUUCUUCAGAACCAGGACUCCCUGGAGGGCCCCAAGGUGGACCCACUGGACCUUAUGAAAGCAUACAAGGACAAACUCCUGGAGGAAAUGUGGAAGCAGCAGGACAGUUUAGAGGGUCCUACAGCCACAGCAGCAGAAAUGCCCACCUCGCCUGAGGCCAGCGGUGGAUCUGAGGAAAAUUCAAAGGACAGCAAUCCCCUGCUAGAGCGACUCAGAGCCCUUGAGGCGGAGAACUCGGCUCUGUCGAUUGAAAAUGACAAUCAGAGGAAGCAGUAUGAACGCUGUCUGGAUGAGGUGGCUAACCAGGUGGUUCAGGCCCUCCUCACACAGAAGGACUUGAAAGAAGAAUGCGUGAAGCUGCGGACCCGUGUGUUUGACCUGGAGCAGCAGAACCGCAUACUGAGUGUGCUGUUUCAACAACGUGUCAAAAUGUCCACGGUUCCUGUCUCCCAGGAGGUGCAAAGAAAUGGAAAAGCAGGUAUUCCUGCAGGAAGGUGGCCCAGCCUGCUGAGCCUAACAUGCCCACGCAGCAGCGGUAGUGGCAGUGGCAGUGAAUUGUCAUUAUCCAGUGCUGGUAGUGAUCACUCCAGUGGCUCUCAUACUUGGGCAGAAGGACGUGGCAUCUCAAAGCAGUGUGCCACGAGCCGGGACAAAAGGAUGAGUACAGGUUCAGUAUCCAGCAAUCAUUCAGCACCCUUGGAGCCGACAGAGAUGGGAUGGAAGGAAGGCCACAUUCUGAAAGGCCUAAAGCGUCUCCAAAUGUCCAGCUCAAAAGAGGGUUCUGCAAAUGCAUCUAUGAUGAUUCAUCUAAAUUACAAAGUAGGGACUCCAGUGGGCAACCAACACAGGAGCUUCUGUGCUUAG
Molecule: messenger RNA, 885 nt
Organism: Limanda limanda (common dab)
Lineage: Eukaryota; Metazoa; Chordata; Actinopteri; Pleuronectiformes; Pleuronectidae
Product: nck-associated protein 5-like
Exons: 8
Coding region: 1-885 (294 amino acids)
Biological process (GO): microtubule bundle formation; microtubule depolymerization
Cellular component (GO): microtubule plus-end
Source: RefSeq, a predicted model, not a curated record